AUGAAUCACAAGAACACAACUCUGGUCUCCAGAUUCUUCCUCCGUGGAUUCUCAUCCCAGCCAGAGAUUGAAAAGCUCAUUUUCCUGCCUUUCCUCUUCAUGUAUUUGCUCACCAUCCUGGGGAAUGUCACGAUCAUCUUGUUGAUCCGCUCAGAUACGCACCUCCUCCAGACCCCCAUGUACUUCUUCCUCAGCCACCUUGCAGUGGCCGAUUUGGGUUUUGCCAGCGCCAUCACCCCCAAGACUCUACAGAACUUGCUGUCUCAGAAAAAGACCAUCUCCUACUAUGGCUGUCUGGCCCAAAUGUUUUUCCAUAUACACAUAGGCAAUGCAGACAGCUACCUUCUGGCUUCCAUGGCCUAUGACCGCUACGUGGCCAUCUGCUGCCCGCUAAACUAUUCGACCAUUAUGAGCCACAAACGUUGCCUCCAUCUGGCCACAAUGUCCUGGACGAUUACUAUGUUCCACUCCUUGCUUUAUACUCUCCUCAUGUCCCGUGUUGAGUUCUGUGACCCUGGGGAAAUCCCACACUUUUUCUGUGACCUGUAUCCCGUCCUGGAUGUUUCUUGCUCUGAUACCAAAGUCAUUGAUCUAGUGUUGCUAACCGAGGGGAUAGUGGAGAUCUUGGGGCCAUUUGUGUUCAUUAUCAUUUCGUACGCCUUCAUCUUCUUUACCAUCAUGAGGAUACCAUCUGCCACCGGGAAGCGCAAGGCUUUCUCCACGUGCGGGUCCCACAUUUGCGUAGUGGUCAUGUACUUUGGCGGUAUAAGCUUUGUUUAUUUCAAGCCCAAUUCUAAUCUUGCAGAACGCCACGACACCUGGGCUGCCAUGAUGUAUACUAUGGUGAAUCCCAUGAUGAACCCCUUCAUUUACACCCUCAGGAACAAUGAGAUGAAGGCCGCUAUGAGGAGAGCUGUCAGGAAGCAUUUUCAUUAA
Molecule: messenger RNA, 936 nt
Organism: Eublepharis macularius
Lineage: Eukaryota; Metazoa; Chordata; Lepidosauria; Squamata; Eublepharidae
Product: olfactory receptor-like protein DTMT
Exons: 1
Coding region: 1-936 (311 amino acids)
Biological process (GO): G protein-coupled receptor signaling pathway
Cellular component (GO): membrane
Molecular function (GO): G protein-coupled receptor activity; olfactory receptor activity
Source: RefSeq, a predicted model, not a curated record